Molecule: messenger RNA, 2599 nt
Organism: Penaeus monodon (black tiger shrimp)
Lineage: Eukaryota; Metazoa; Arthropoda; Malacostraca; Decapoda; Penaeidae
Product: protein lava lamp-like
Biological process (GO): mitotic sister chromatid cohesion
Molecular function (GO): cohesin loader activity; double-stranded DNA binding
Source: RefSeq, a predicted model, not a curated record
AUGUUACCAGGUGUUCAGUUUGCACAAGAGACGCAGGGAGAGAGUCAGCACAAGAGACGCAGGGAGAGAGUCAGCACAAGAGACGCAGGGAGAGAGUCAGCACAAGAGACACAGGGAGAGAAGACACAGGGAGAGAGUCAGCACAAGAGACGCAGGGAGAGAGUCAGCACAAGACACACAGGGAGAGAGUCAGCACAAGACACACAGGGAGAGAGUCAGCACAAGAAACGCAGGGAAAGAGUCAGCACAAGAGACGCAGGGAGAGAGUCAGCUCAAGAAACGCAGGGAGAGGGUCAGCACAAGAGACGCAGGGAGAGAGUCAGCACAAGAGACGCAGGGAGAGAGUCAGCACAAGAGACGCAGGGAGAGAGAGUCAGCACAAAUGACCCAGGGAGAGAGUCAGCACAAGACACACAGGGAGAGUCAGCACAAGACACACAGGGAGAGAGUCAGCACAAGACACACAGGGAGAGAGUCAGCACAAGAGACACAGGGAGAGAGUCAGCACAAGAGACACAGGGAGAGAGUCAGCACAAGACACACAGGGAGAGUCAGCACAAGACACACAGGGAGAGAGUCAGCACAGAGACGCAGGGAGAGAGUCAGCACACGAGACACAGGGAGAGAGUCAGCACAAGAGACACAGGGAGAGAGUUAGCACAAGAGACGCAGGGAGAGAGUCAGCACAAGAGACACAGGGAGAGAUCUCCCUGUGCCUCUAACGAGCCUCUCCCUCUCCCCUCCCCCCCCCCCUUAGGCCUCGACUGGUUCUCCCUCUUCGCCCUCCUCGGCCUCGUGGGCGUGUGUGCGGCGCUCGUGGUCACUGUGCACAGACUCAACACGCAGAUUGCAGCCGAGAGGAAGGCCUUCAACGUGCAGAUCCAGGAACUAGAAGCCGAGGUGUCUGCCGCCCGCGCUGAGGUCACGGUGGCAGAGAGCGAGAAACUGGAAGCACUUUCGAGGGUCACAGGGUUGGAGAAUCAGGUCUCCGAGGCUAAGGAUCUCGCCAAGGAGUUCAAGGCCGAGCUGGACAAGUCGAAGCAGGACCUCGAGGAAGCGAACAAGGAGAAGGACGACCUGGCACUCAAGCUAGACUCGUUGGAGCCUCAACUGAAGAGCCUGCAACAAGAGCAAGAAAUUCUCAAGAAAACCAACAGCGAUUUGAGGGAGGCGAAGGAAGGUCUCGAGACACACUCGAAGGCUGUGAAAGAAAAUCUGGUCAAAGCUACAAUUGACCUUGAAACAACCAGCCAGGAGAACUUUGACCUUAGUGGCAAGGUCGAGGCUUUGGAGCUCAAAGUCUCCGACCUUCUGGAGCAACUUUCCACGUCCUUGGCUGAGCACAAGGGCCUGGAAGCGACUCACCAAAGCCUCGAGGAGAGUCACCACAAGCUCGAGCAGAGUCGCCAGGAACUCGCCAAGGCACACCAAGAACUCGACGAGAGUCAUAAAGAAAUGGGUGAGAGCUUUCGAGAGCUCCAGCAGGUGCACGCAGACCUCCAGGAGAGUCACGAGGCGCUCAGGAAGAGUCACGGAGAGCUCUCGCACAGUCACCAGGCGGACAAGGAGGCUUUGGCACUGACGAAGGCGCAAGUGGCUGACCUCUCCUCGCAGCUGGAAAGUUCCCUGAAGAGCUUUAAAACCCUGAGCAAGAGCCACGAGGAGCUUAAGCUGAGGGAGAUCGAGAUGAAGACCCUCGAGAAGGAACUUAAGUCCACGCUGGAGAGGUCAGUCGACGAAUUCUUAAUCUUUAAGGAGAAAUAUGAAGUCUUGAAGAAGAGGGAAAUCUUCAUGAAGGACUCGCUCUCGACCCUCCGCGACGAGCUCAAGGACUCCCAGGAGCUCGUCGAGGAGAAGACCCGGAUCGAAGACGCCCUCAGGAGAAGGACCAAGAAGCUGGAGGAUGAGCGAACCUCCCUCACGCGCGACCUUGAGAAGCUGAAGAGCCGUUCGGAGGAGCAGGCAGAGACGCUGCGGAAUCAGCAGGAGAGGAUUCACGAGGCCUCCGAGCAGAUACUCCGGAGAAGUGGGUCGCCUCAAGGAGCAGCUCGGCCAGAAGGAGGUCCAACUCAACGAAGUCAAGGAACAACUUGACGGAAAAGCAUCUGACGUCAACGACCUCACGGCCCAAGUGCAGCGGACGGAGGUCGAGGCGGCGGCCGUGCGGGGCAUCCUGGAGAGCACGCAGGCGACGCUGGACCAAGCUUACGCCAAGAUCUCUCAGCUGGAGGCCCAGGGAGAUGAGGAGAUGAAGAACGUAAAGACGGAACUCGCAGCAUCCAGACAGGCGCUCGCUCAGAGGGACAGUUCUAUCGCAGCUCUCACGGAGAAGACAGCUGAACUACAGAGGGCUGUCGACGAGAAGGCAACAAGCGAAGCCACACUGACGCAGACUAAUGCCAACCUGCAGAACCGCCUCGCGCAGCUGGAGACACACGUCCACCAACAGCAGGAGGAGGUGCGCGCCCGUGACGCCCGCCUUCAGGAGCACGACGCCCUUGCCGCACAGAGGGAACAGGAACUCCACAAGGCCGCCGCAGAUCUCGCCAGCCUCAGGGAAACCGUCAGCCUGAGGGACUCUACGGUGAUGGAGCUGCAG